Sinocyclocheilus anshuiensis is the source of this 1227-nucleotide messenger RNA. Its product is annotated as myosin heavy chain, fast skeletal muscle-like. The record is from RefSeq and is a predicted model, not a curated record. The transcript is spliced from 11 exons. Gene Ontology annotation, molecular function: microfilament motor activity; actin filament binding; ATP binding. Gene Ontology annotation, biological process: actin filament organization. Gene Ontology annotation, cellular component: myosin complex; cytoplasm; membrane. NCBI's taxonomy places the organism in Eukaryota, Metazoa, Chordata, Actinopteri, Cypriniformes, Cyprinidae. Bases 1 to 1227 code for a protein of 408 amino acids.
AUGGGAGAUGAUGAAAUGGAGUGUUUUGGCCCAGCGGCCAUUUACCUCCGGAAGCCAGAAAGAGAGACAAUCGAGGCUCAAAACAACCCCUUUGAUGCCAAAACGGCAUUCUUCGUGGCAGAGCCAAAGAACAUGUACUUCAAGGGUACUCUUGUUAGUAGAGAGGGUGGCAAAGUUACUGUCAAAACUCUGUGUGGGAAAACACUCACGGUAAAAGAAGCUGAAAUCUUCCCCAUGAAUCCUCCCAAGUUUGACAAAAUUGAGGACAUGGCCAUGAUGACCCACCUCAAUGAGACUGCUGUGCUGUAUAACCUCAAAGAGCGUUACGCAGCAUGGAUGAUCUACACCUACUCUGGCUUGUUCUGCGCCACUGUCAAUCCCUACAAGUGGCUCCCAGUGUACGACUCAGUUGUUGUGGCUGGAUACAGAGGCAAAAAGAGGAUUGAAGCCCCACCUCACAUCUUCUCCAUCUCCGACAACACCUACCAGUUCAUGCUCACUGACAGUGAGAAUCAGUCUAUCCUGAUUACUGGAGAAUCUGGUGCAGGAAAGACUGUCAACACCAAACGUGUGAUCCAGUACUUUGCAACAAUCGCUGUGUCUGGACCGAAGAAGGCAGAACCUGUCCCUGGCAAAAUGCAGGGGUCGCUAGAGGAUCAAAUCAUUGCAGCCAACCCUCUGCUGGAGGCUUAUGGAAAUGCCAAGACUGUAAGGAAUGACAACUCCUCUCGUUUUGGUAAAUUCAUCAGGAUUCACUUUGCGACCACUGGGAAACUGGCCUCAGCUGAUAUUGAAACUUAUCUGCUUGAAAAGUCUCGCGUGACAUUCCAGCUGUCUGCUGAGAGGAGUUACCACAUCUUCUACCAGCUCAUGACUGGACACAAGCCAGAGCUGCUCGAGGCCCUGCUCAUCACCACCAACCCUUAUGACUAUCCAAUGAUCAGCCAGGGUGAAAUCUCUGUCAAGAGUAUCAAUGAUGUCGAGGAGUUCAUUGCCGCAGAUGAUGCCCAACUGCACCUUGAUGAAGCUCUCAGAGGACAGGAAGACAUGAAGGAGCAGGUGGCCAUGGUGGAGCGCAGGAAUAGGAGUGAUCACACUAGCCAAAAUAACCAGACUCUGGGGGUGCUCGGGCAUGGUUCAGAUCGCAUAGUGCAUGAGUUGGAGGCUGAAGUUGAAGCUGAACAGAGACGUGGUGCAGACGCUGUGAAAGGAGUGCGCAAAUAUUAA